This is a messenger RNA of Sinocyclocheilus grahami, 893 nucleotides long. RefSeq names its product protein phosphatase 1 regulatory subunit 12B. NCBI's taxonomy places the organism in Eukaryota, Metazoa, Chordata, Actinopteri, Cypriniformes, Cyprinidae. The transcript is spliced from 7 exons. The record is from RefSeq and is a predicted model, not a curated record. Gene Ontology annotation, cellular component: cytoplasm; Z disc; A band. Gene Ontology annotation, molecular function: phosphatase regulator activity; protein kinase binding; enzyme inhibitor activity. The coding region runs from base 1 to 504 and encodes 167 amino acids.
AUGGAGUUGCAAGAACGGGUGUCAAGCAGAUCAGACUCUAGUGGUGUGGAGUCUCCGUCAGACAGACUGUCAGCCCGGACCAGCACAUACACACGCAGAGAGAACAGACUCGCCUCUCUGAGCAAAACAGAGGACGACUCGGCCAGCAAGGACUAUAAGAAGCUGUAUGAGGACGCACUGACUGAGAAUGAGAAGCUGAAGUCUCGACUGCAGGACAGCAAACAGGAGCUCACCAAAAUCCGCUCACAGCUUGACAGAGUCACACAGAAGCAGGACAGAAUAUCAGAGAGGUCCACUGUAUUUGAAUCAGAGAAAAGGGAAAAAGAAGCUUUGGAGAAGACGGUUUCAGACAUGGAAGAAGAAUUAAAGACCUUUCCCGCUCUGGCUCGGCUACAGGCUCUCCGCAGGGGGAACGCGCGCCUCCUACAGGAGAAUAAAGCCAUGCUGCACUCCCUCGCUCGCCUCACUCAGACGGCCUCUCUCCCCGAGACGGACGACCUCUAGUCCUCCUCUCUAUCUCUCUCUGUCCCUUCCUCCUUCCUGUUCUCCGCUGCACCCUGUAGUCUUCCUCCUCUGUCCCGCUGCUGCUCAACUCUCAGGCAGGUCUCUCUGUUUCAUUCCUUUGUUUUGCAUUGGUAAAGCUUUUUCGCUCCUUCUUUCUUUCUCCCUGUUUCUCUCCUGGGUCUGGGGAAGGGCAACCCCUCACAUUUCUGCAGCAGGCGGUGGCUUUGAAGAUAUUCAUAGAUCUUCCAAACACAUGACCAAACGUCUCUAUACUCCAGCAGUGUCCAGAUCAAAUCACAGCCUCUGUAGUGUCAUAUUCUAGUCUCUGUCAACACAUCUGCUCACUGGUUAUUAAUAACAUCACAGACUAUUGGAUGCCUAUAUUAAAC